Messenger RNA from Lontra canadensis (Northern American river otter), 5659 nucleotides. RefSeq names its product solute carrier family 12 member 6 (gene SLC12A6). Gene Ontology annotation, molecular function: potassium:chloride symporter activity. NCBI's taxonomy places the organism in Eukaryota, Metazoa, Chordata, Mammalia, Carnivora, Mustelidae. Gene Ontology annotation, biological process: chloride transmembrane transport; chemical synaptic transmission; potassium ion import across plasma membrane. The coding region runs from base 1184 to 4636 and encodes 1150 amino acids. The record is from RefSeq and is a predicted model, not a curated record. Gene Ontology annotation, cellular component: membrane. The transcript has 25 exons.
GGGAGGGGGCGCCCUCCCCGGCAGCCGGAGCCCUCCUGCGCGCGCCGCGGCUGCGAAACAGUUACCGGCUCGUAAACAACAGCUGCGCGCGCAUCCGCAUCAGCUGGCGCCGGGAUCCCGCACCUGCGACCUCCCCCUACCCUCAUCCCCGCCGCCCCUUCCUGCUCAGCCCCGGCCAGCCUGCGAGGCCAUCUCCUCUCUUGCUACGACCCGAAGGAAGAACGGCGAGGGGCUGACCUGCGCCGCGGCCCUGGUGGGGGAGAAAGCGUCCUCCGGCAAAGGGGUGGCCCGUCCUGUCACACGCAGGAGAAACCCGGGGAGCCGACCGUGGGCUCGAUGGACUAGCAACGACCUGCCACGACCCUGAACUGCAGUCCGAGGGGUCUUUAUCCGCUCGCUAGCCGCCUCCUCCCAGAUCCUAGAGACCGUUCCGUCAGAAGAGCGGGUGGGCCACCCCCGCAGACCUCUUGGAGACGGGAAUCCGCUCUGCCCCUGCACCCCCUGCUCGCCCUUUUCAUUCUCCUCUAUCCGGUAGUGUGGGGUAUUUUCCCGUUAUGCAUGCGCAUCCCUCCCACCAGACCCAAGCGGAUUAUUGGCCUCCAAAACAUCGGGUGGCUCUACACACACUUCCCAGCCAGACCUGUGGGGUAUUCACCUGAUACACAACAGGUGGCCGGGUGUACACCGUUUCGCAAUCUGAUCUGUGCUAUAUUCGCCUAAUAAGGGUGGGCCUGCGCGCUCUUUGCUCAUCUAGAACCGUGGGACAUUUACCAGAUAAAAGACUUCACUACCUCGGCGGAAACCUGGGGGUCGAGGGGAGAAAGCCUUCACCUUCUCUGAGACCAUGGCACUGAGCCCGCAGUCCUGGACCAGGAGAGACAUCUAGAUAACUCUUCUUUCAGAAGGAACGAAGUUCCACGGGACUGGCAUCGUUAAGUCUUUUUUUUUUUUUUUCCUUAAAUAUUUACUGCUAGUGCACUUUCUAGGAUAGUCUGUCUGAAUUCUGAGUUAGAAGGAUUCUUAUUUGGGACUUUUUUUGUGGUGUAAAUCAAGGUUAUUGAGGGUUUGUUUUUUUUUUUAAGUUGUCUUUUCCAUCUUUGCGAUCAAAAAAGUAGCUAGUGUAGGAGGAAGGAUUUUGCAGGGUUUUCCUUUUUUCUUUGUUCUUAUAAAGGAAAAGAGAAUAAUGCAUCCUCCAGAAACCACCACCAAGAUGGCUUCAGUUCGGUUCAUGGUGACACCAACGAAGAUCGAUGACAUUCCAGGUUUGUCAGAUACCAGCCCAGACCUCAGCUCCCGAUCCAGUUCCCGAGUAAGAUUUAGCUCAAGGGAAAGUGUGCCUGAAACAAGCCGUAGUGAGCCUAUGAGUGAGAUGUCUGGAGCCACCACUUCACUAGCAACUGUUGCACUGGAUCCAGCUAGUGAUCGGACUUCUAACCCCCAGGAUGUUACUGAGGACCCGAGUCAGAACUCCAUCACAGGGGAACACAGCCAGCUGUUAGAUGAUGGGCAUAAGAAAGCUCGAAAUGCUUAUCUCAAUAAUUCCAACUAUGAAGAAGGAGAUGAAUAUUUUGAUAAAAAUUUGGCCCUCUUUGAGGAAGAAAUGGAUACCAGACCAAAGGUAUCUUCUCUUCUCAACCGUAUGGCCAAUUAUACUAAUCUGACACAAGGAGCAAAGGAACAUGAAGAGGCAGAGAACAUCACUGAAGGGAAAAAGAAGCCCACCAAGACCCCUCAAAUGGGUACUUUCAUGGGUGUCUACCUCCCGUGCCUACAAAAUAUUUUUGGAGUGAUCUUGUUUCUACGCCUUACAUGGGUCGUGGGCACGGCUGGAGUUCUUCAGGCCUUUGCAAUUGUCCUUAUCUGCUGCUGCUGUACAAUGUUGACUGCUAUCUCCAUGAGUGCCAUUGCCACUAAUGGAGUGGUGCCAGCUGGGGGCUCAUACUUUAUGAUUUCCCGGGCACUGGGCCCAGAGUUUGGUGGGGCUGUUGGCCUCUGCUUUUAUCUUGGUACCACAUUUGCAGCUGCUAUGUAUAUCCUUGGUGCCAUUGAAAUUUUUCUGGUAUACAUUGUCCCCCGAGCGGCCAUCUUUCGUAGUGAUGAUGCACUCAAGGAAUCAGCAGCCAUGCUCAAUAACAUGCGUGUCUAUGGCACAGCCUUCUUGGUCCUCAUGGUAUUGGUGGUGUUCAUCGGUGUACGCUACGUGAACAAGUUUGCCUCACUUUUCCUGGCCUGUGUCAUUGUGUCCAUCUUGGCCAUCUAUGCUGGAGCUAUCAAGUCUUCUUUUGCCCCUCCACAUUUCCCGGUCUGCAUGCUGGGUAACCGUACCCUUUCAUCAAGACACAUUGAUAUUUGCUCUAAGACCAAGGAAAUUAACAACAUGACAGUACCGUCAAAGUUAUGGGGCUUCUUCUGUAACUCAAGUCAGUUUUUCAAUGCCACCUGUGACGAAUACUUUAUUCACAAUAAUGUCACUUCAAUCCAGGGCAUUCCUGGAUUGGCUAGUGGUGUCAUUACAGAGAAUCUUUGGAGUAAUUACCUACCGAAGGGAGAGAUAAUUGAAAAGCCGUCAGCCAAAUCUUCUGAUGUCUUAGGCAGUUUAAACCAUGAAUACGUCCUUGUUGACAUCACCACAUCUUUUACUCUUCUGGUGGGGAUCUUCUUUCCCUCUGUCACAGGUAUCAUGGCUGGAUCAAACAGAUCUGGGGAUCUGAAGGAUGCUCAAAAGUCUAUUCCCAUUGGCACUAUCCUCGCCAUCCUGACCACCUCCUUUGUCUAUUUAAGCAAUGUUGUCCUUUUUGGUGCCUGUAUUGAAGGUGUUGUUCUUAGAGACAAGUUUGGGGAUGCUGUGAAAGGUAAUCUGGUGGUGGGUACCUUAUCUUGGCCUUCCCCAUGGGUGAUUGUUAUUGGCUCCUUCUUCUCCACGUGUGGGGCUGGACUUCAGAGUCUCACAGGUGCACCAAGGCUGCUACAGGCAAUAGCCAAGGAUAACAUCAUACCCUUUCUGAGGGUUUUUGGUCACAGCAAAGCCAACGGGGAACCUACCUGGGCUUUACUUCUAACUGCUGCCAUUGCAGAGCUGGGGAUUCUUAUCGCCUCCCUGGAUCUUGUGGCCCCAAUUCUUUCUAUGUUUUUCCUUAUGUGUUACCUCUUUGUGAAUUUGGCAUGUGCAUUACAAACAUUACUUCGAACACCUAACUGGAGACCCCGGUUCCGCUACUACCACUGGGCCCUCUCUUUCAUGGGAAUGAGUAUCUGUCUGGCUCUGAUGUUCAUUUCUUCCUGGUAUUAUGCCAUUGUAGCUAUGGUAAUAGCUGGUAUGAUCUACAAGUACAUCGAGUACCAAGGAGCGGAGAAAGAGUGGGGUGAUGGAAUCCGUGGGCUGUCCCUCAGUGCAGCCCGGUUCGCUUUGCUCCGGCUAGAAGAAGGACCACCACACACUAAAAACUGGAGGCCUCAGUUACUUGUAUUGCUGAAAUUAGAUGAAGACUUACAUGUCAAGCAUCCUCGCCUCCUCACCUUUGCCUCACAACUUAAAGCAGGAAAGGGUCUCACUAUUGUGGGCUCUGUCAUUGUGGGGAACUUCCUGGAGAACUACGGGGAAGCUUUAGCUGCUGAGCAGACUAUAAAGCAUCUAAUGGAGGCAGAGAAGGUGAAAGGGUUCUGCCAGCUGGUGGUGGCCGCCAAGCUGAGGGAGGGCAUUUCCCACCUUAUCCAGUCAUGUGGCCUUGGAGGCAUGAAGCACAACACGGUGGUGAUGGGAUGGCCUAAUGGUUGGCGCCAGAGUGAAGAUGCCCGAGCAUGGAAGACUUUUAUUGGCACAGUUCGAGUGACAACUGCUGCCCAUCUGGCCCUGCUGGUGGCUAAAAACAUCUCCUUCUUUCCCAGCAAUGUGGAGCAGUUUUCUGAGGGCAACAUUGAUGUGUGGUGGAUUGUGCAUGAUGGGGGCAUGCUCAUGUUAUUACCUUUCCUACUCAAACAGCACAAGGUGUGGCGAAAAUGUAGCAUACGGAUCUUCACAGUAGCCCAACUAGAAGACAACAGUAUUCAGAUGAAGAAGGACCUGGCUACCUUCCUCUACCACUUACGCAUUGAAGCAGAGGUGGAAGUGGUGGAGAUGCAUGACAGUGACAUAUCUGCUUACACUUAUGAACGCACCCUGAUGAUGGAGCAAAGGUCCCAGAUGCUCCGGCACAUGCGACUGUCCAAAACAGAGCGAGACAGAGAGGCACAGUUGGUGAAGGACCGGAACUCAAUGCUACGAUUGACCAGCAUUGGCUCUGAUGAGGAUGAAGAGACAGAGACCUACCAGGAGAAGGUGCACAUGACUUGGACAAAAGACAAGUACAUGGCAUACCGAGGACAAAAGGCUAAGUCGAUGGAAGGAUUCCAGGACCUGCUUAACAUGCGUCCGGACCAUUCCAACGUGAGACGGAUGCAUACAGCAGUGAAACUCAAUGAGGUUAUAGUUAACAAGUCCCAUGAAGCGAAGCUGGUUUUGUUGAAUAUGCCUGGGCCACCCCGAAACCCUGAAGGUGAUGAAAACUACAUGGAGUUCCUGGAAGUGCUCACCGAGGGACUAGAGCGAGUCCUCCUGGUCCGAGGUGGUGGCAGUGAAGUGAUCACCAUUUAUUCAUAAUCUAUUCCUGAAGACUCUGCUUGGCCUCACCUUUCCUAAAAGGCUUCCAUUCUCCAAUGGAAGUGCCAGCUCUUUACUACUACUCCCAUCAUGUAGAGGUCCGGGUUCUGUACACAUCACACUGAACUCUUGACAAGCUGAGCCUCAAGUACUUUUGCAAAGAAGUACACGUAGUUCUGCUCUUCACUAUCAUAUGAUCUGCUGUCCUUACAGAAGAAGCAGAUACUUCCUCAAUAUCAGAACACUGGUCAAGUCCUAAGCCAUGUCUGGACUAGUUGAAGGCAAAUUAGAAUUAACAAGCUAAACCAUUAAAAUGAAUUGGCAAAAGGGAUGCUAGAAAUUCAAGAAGACAAAAAGGAAAGUACAUGUCCAGCAUGGAAGGGGAAUCUCAGAAGUCAUGGUUCAGUGAUGAUACCAUGGGGGUAACAGCCAGAGACACGGCUUCAUCAUAUGAAAGAAUUCAUGACCAAGUAUGUGGGGACCUAACAUCCUUGUGGAGAUAACCUGUGGCAAUCCAAGAUGAAAACCUUUUUUAGCUGAUUUUCUUUAAUGUAUCCACCGCUCUCCAGGACUCUUCUUUUAUAUUAGGGUACUAUACAAAAACUAAAACAUGGCUACAGCCUCUGCUUCUUCCUCCAAAACAAGAUUCCCCCAGAAUAUCAGGUUUAAGUAUACAUUCUGUGUCGGUUUAUAUGUCAUCUGGUUCUCAAAACCCAUUCUAUGGUUAAGAUGGUAAUACAGGCAUUGUUAUCCUGGAAGUGGUUUUUUUAAAGGUAGGAGGAAAAAGAAUUUCUUUCAGGUUCUUUUCAAAUGGCUAAAUUAAGGUUAACUCCAAAUUAAGAUCUGCUGAAACAAUAUGUGGUUACCUGUGUGACAUGGUCAAAACAUACAAACUGUUAUCUAAAAAAAUCUAGAUGAUGAUACACAUUGACCGAUAGUUUCUCCUCUCCUUUCUUUUAUGCCCUCCAGGUUAGUAGACACAGGUCCAAAAUCAUAGGAAUAAACUAUGAAGACUGGCUAAAA